Molecule: messenger RNA, 4920 nt
Organism: Fopius arisanus
Lineage: Eukaryota; Metazoa; Arthropoda; Insecta; Hymenoptera; Braconidae
Gene: Inx2
Product: innexin 2
Exons: 1
Coding region: 434-1510 (358 amino acids)
Biological process (GO): phototransduction
Cellular component (GO): plasma membrane; gap junction
Molecular function (GO): gap junction channel activity
Source: RefSeq, a predicted model, not a curated record
ACGAGUGAGUGAGAGAAGAGGAGGGGUGAGGGUCCGGCUGUUCCGAGGCAUUCGUUCAGUCCCCGAUGCCCGACAGCCGAAGGUUCAAGCCCGUGUUAUACUCCAGCAUUGUAAUUCGCACAUUGAAAUAACUACCGAGGUUAACAUAAACCAAGUGAUUACCCUGCGCACCCAAUCGUCUGUUGAUUAAUUGAGAGUGAUAGACUGAAGUGAUAUUCGGGUUUUGAAUAUCCAAAGAAGAAACUCAACAUUCGCCGGAUGCGUGUGUUUAUUCCAACCCUCGUGGUUACUUCCAAAACAAAAGUGAUUGAGGUAAUCAAUUAAUUGCAUAAUUAAUUGAUUGAUUGAGCGAUUAGUCCGCUGAAACAUUGAAAGGUGACGUGAGUAAUAGUGAGAUAUUUAACAUCGUGAAUAACUGAGUGAAGAAUCAGCCAUGUUUGACGUAUUCGGCUCGGUGAAGGGCCUCUUGAAGCUCGACUCCGUGUGCAUCGACAACAACGUGUUUCGUUUGCAUUAUAAAGCAACGGUGAUUAUUCUCAUAGCGUUUUCCCUCCUGGUGACAUCUCGCCAGUACAUUGGGGAUCCGAUCGAUUGCAUUGUGGAUGAGAUUCCCCUGCACGUGAUGGACACUUACUGCUGGAUAUACUCGACCUUCACCAUUCCAGAUCGCAGUGGAGUCAUUGGGAAGGACCUGGUGCAGCCAGGAGUUGCUGCUCACGUUGAGGGCGAGGACGAGAUAAAGUAUCACAAGUACUAUCAGUGGGUAUGCUUUGCCCUCUUUUUCCAAGCGAUGCUCUUUUACGUGCCCCGUUAUCUCUGGAAGUCCUGGGAGGGAGGCAGAAUUAAAAUGCUCGUGUUGGAUCUCAAUUGUCCUGUAGUGAAUGACUCUUGUAAAGUGGAGAGACGUAAACUGUUGGUGGACUACUUCGGCACCAAUCUUCAUAGCCAAAAUUUCUACGCCUAUCGUUUCUUCUUCUGCGAGGUCCUCAAUUUUAUAAAUUGCGUGGGACAGAUUUAUUUCAUGGAUUUCUUCCUCGAUGGUGAGUUUACGACUUAUGGCUCUGAUGUUGUCAAGUUUACGGAGAUGGAGCCUGAAGAGAGGAUCGAUCCCAUGGCUAGGGUCUUCCCUAAAGUCACUAAAUGUACUUUCCACAAAUACGGAGCAUCUGGUACUGUACAGAAGUUCGAUGGCCUCUGCGUUCUACCUCUUAAUAUUGUCAACGAGAAAAUCUAUGUGUUCCUCUGGUUCUGGUUCAUCAUUCUCUCGGUUCUCAGUGGUCUGAGUCUUGCUUAUCGUGCAGCUGUGGUGGCUGGGCCAAAGCUUCGUCUCGUUCUUCUUCGUGCCCGCUCUCGUCUCUCACCCCAGGAUCAGAUUGAGACGAUAUCCCAGAGGUUCCAGAUCGGCGACUGGUUCGUACUCUAUCAGCUCGGCAAGAACAUCGAUCCACUCAUCUACAAGGACCUCGUUUCGGAUCUAGCUCAGCGGUUCGAGGGAAAACAAGCAGUGUAGAAUCAUUUUUUUUUGUACUUCUAGAGAGAAGAACAUGAGUUCAUGAGAUAAUCCCUACUUGAGGGAUUGAGGGGCUUUUAAAGGUGCCGGGGAUAAAUUUUCACGAUUUUUGCAUGAACAUUUAAUUUGGAGAGCGUCUUGAUCGAUUAAUUCCAUAGCGACGGUCUGUUAAUUGUUGAUUUUCCAGAAAGAGCAUUGAAAGAAUGGAUCGUGAAUUGGUCAUCGAAAAAAAUUAUGAAUUUGAUUCAUUCCAAUUUGCCAUUAUUAUCUCGAAAAUUAUUGAUCUGAGAAGAAAACGAUAGGAUUUUUCUGUAGCUGAUUAAAUUACUGACGGAAAAGUUCUUUUGUUGUUUCUGUAGAAAAUCAAUGGUUUCGGUGUUAAAUUGAUAAUUACGAAAAUCUGAUAACUUUGAACCACUUUCUUUAUUAGUGAGCUAUUGAAUUAAUCGAUUGGAGUCGUCCUCGUGUCCAUCCCCCCCUCGCCCCCUCGCCCCUCGCUUCCCUGCAAUAAAUGAUUACAUUACUCGAGACUUUUUUCGCAAAAAUAACGUUUUUUCGAAGGCCCUGGGUCGUGGGUCGAGCUCAGUAGACUCUAAUUGUGUGAUAAAAUGGGACGGCGUUGUUUCCAAUUUUUCCAACGGUUUCAAGCAUUUUCAACCAUUUCCCAUCGUUUCUCCACCUUCGAGAGCGAUUACGUGGCGUGCAGAUAUCGCCACCUGCCGGCAGGGGCCCACAGUUGGCUGGCAGUUGGGCCCCUUGGGCCUUGGCUCCUUUGUCCAGGUGUUUCCACAAUAGAUGCGAAUAGUUCAAGCAUAGCCUUCUAAUUCGUAUUUUCUAUCAAGGGUGGGCAGGAUACAGACUCCUUUGAAUACAAAUGCUGAGGCACAGAGAAAAAUAAUUCUCCUUCCACAGGAAAAACCACUUACCUCCAGAUACUGCUGGCACUAGAAUUCAAUAAUCGAAAUUCCCGGACUUUUUCAUUUACUUCCGUGAUUUUGCGUUAAAAUGAAAGACGGAUUCUAAUUGCUGUUGAUAUUUACACUAGAUUCAAUGGAAUUUCACUUGUUCCACGGGAUUUUAUUGUUUUUGAAAAAAAUUAUUCGGGAUUUCACUAUCAGACUGCAAAAUACAAUAAUUCAAGUCGAUAUUCCCUGUGCGCCAGUAGUUCCUGUGAUUCUCCCAUAUUUACAAACAAUACUCAACACUUUUUGACAAUUAUAGUAGUAAGGUAGUAUUCAGGCAGCUUGAGUAUAUCCGUGAAAUUCCCACUGCAAUCCUGACAUCAGCAAGUACAGGAUGUGGAAAGAAACACCUGGACCUAGGGAAUAAAAACAACGCUGUCCUCCCAUAGUAGCAUAACUUCCAUAUCCUACCAAUCCAGUAGCGAAGUAGUAAAGUGGAAUCAGUCUAAUUAAAAAACGUUCAUAACUAUAAACAUAUCUAAAAAACUAUCCAUUUAAUGAGAAAACAUCAGAGAACUUUUUAGUCAGGAAUUUGAUCAGCUGCAAAAAAGUUCUCUAGCAUUUCUUCCUGAAGUCUAUGAUUUUCGAUAUAAAUCGAUAAUUAUGACUCAUGUCACUUGAUAAUUUCGCUACUGACUCCAUCAUCGUCUCGUUUCGCUAUUGCCGUAGUUGAUAAAUAUCCUCCAACGUAGAACCGUAAGACAUAGAAAGAUAUAUAUAUUAUAUAUGAUGAAAUUAUACAUAUAAUUGUGUAGAUACACGUAUCUUCGCGAACCGUCCAUUCCAAGUGAAACGGGGACCAAUGUUUUCAUGUCGUCGCGCAAUAACCAACAUAUCCUUUAAUCUCCCAAUUUCGUGGGUGAGUACCCAUCACGUGCCCCCUAUAAUUACUGUCGCAUUUACCGUCCCGCGGUGCUGGACACCUCUAAUUCCUGAUAACCGGGGAGUCAGAGCUGUUGCACCAGUACCCGGUAGCUGCCUUAAGUACGCCUAUGUAACGAGCGAAUCUAAUUAGUUGAUUAAGCGUUGAAGCGUUUAAUGCUAUCGACGUGUUAAGCUGUGCCAGAUCAUCAUUCGUAUUGAUUUGUAUUUUAUCUCAACAGCCAAGUGAUAAAACGAGAAAAGUAUACUCCAGGAGAGAAGAGGUACAUAAUAACAGGUCGAGUUUUCGGAGAAUAUCUCGGAAUUUAAAUGAAAUAACAGAAAUUUCCUCAGGAUCUCUUUUGCGCUGUUUUUUAAUGGAAUGAGAAACUUGGAAAAGGUAUAGACCAAAAUUUUCUCAACGCUUUUAAAUUGAGAGAUAUUUUUCGAAAACGAACUUGUCAUCACUUGCCGUUACCUCUGCGCUUCUGAUUUUCACAAUUUUGCUGUAUUAAUUAUCUAAAAAUUAUUGAUUUUAGGAGAAAAUGUUAUCAGGCCGUUUUUGUUGAAAAUGAAAUCGACUGCAAAUAAGUUCAUUUAAAGUUCUUUCUGAAAUCGAUAUUUUUUGGUAACCCCAUUAUUAAUAAAAAUUGUAAACUCUAAUUAUUUGAUUUAAUCAUUUCGCUACUAAUUUGUAUUCCAUUCGAAUUUUGAGAUUAAAAUUAACGUGAAUUGAAUUUACACUCAAUGUAAGACUGCCAGUGUUCGAUGAUUCCUUGAUGAUGAGAUUUUUAAUCAUUCCUUGGAUGUCUUCUGAUGUCUUCUAUUGUCGGUAGUCUGAAUUGAUGCCACACCUUAUGUUGUCACGAGUGUUUCUUUUUUUUGAAUGGAUCAAUGGAGUCGUGAUAAGCUAAGAAUCAAAAGACUUAUUUUUGGAAUAGAGAGAUAAAUUGUUGCUUGAGAAUGAGAGGAUUAAAGAGGAUAAAAAAGGUAGAGUAAUUGAAAUGGUAAAUUGGGGGAUGAUAUCGUGCUGUUUUCAGGCAUUUAGUGAUUAGAAACGUUUGGAUUGAGACGUGAGGCAUAUCUUUGGUGGGAAUAUUGUGUGAUAGUCGACGACAGUUUCUCAUCUUCUUUCUAAUAAUGAAUUAAUCUUACUGUAAGGAGCAGAGCUGGAAAUGGAGUCUUAAUGUUUCAUCAAUCGUAAAUUAAUCAUUUGUUACUGAUUAAUGUAUUUUUAAACACCAAUCCGCGGUUAGGCUACUGCUUUUGUCAUACGAUACCGACUUUUACUCCAUUUAUUAUAUUUAUGCAAGCAUUUUCAUUAUUGAAUUGGACACGAAGAUACGAGGAUAGGUUUUAUUAAGGAAUUAUCAAUAAAUCGUUUGUAGUGUGCAUUAGUUGAAAAUGCAAUAACAUAAACCGAGACAAUAAAUACAGUUCGUAUGGAUGAUCUAUUAUAUUUUUCAAUUUGUUAAUAAUGAGAAAAUAAUUUACAAAUUGUACAGAUGAUGAAGUGAAUAUCUCUGAGGAGAAAAAAGAUUUUUUUGGAAAGUAUUUAAAGUUUUGAAUAAAGUGCCUAAGUAAGAU